Messenger RNA from Cladocopium goreaui, 615 nucleotides. NCBI's taxonomy places the organism in Eukaryota, Dinophyceae, Suessiales, Symbiodiniaceae. The record is from the annotation of a GenBank genome assembly.
GUAUUGCAUGGCCGCCUCACUGCCACUUGGCGUGUUUUGGGACGUCAACGAAGGGUUGCAGUGUCUUGGGAGCCAAAACAAAAGCUGAGAGUCCCAACCAUCAAGUCCAUCGCUUGGUUCUUGUGCUGCUCGGCUGCUUUCCCUAUCCCAGGUGGCUCACAGGCUUGGGGGCUGCUCGAUGACAUGGUUACCGAUGUCGAGACGGGGAGGAUUUUCUACAACCCCCCGCAAUUCCGGGCCACACUCCCUGCAGGGCGCGACGCUGCCCAACAUAAAGGAGUUGCCUUCGCCAAAGUUGAAGCCAGCCACGGACUCGCGGAGUUUAGUGUCCACCGGUACAAUGACAAUAAGGAGGAGCAGCUCAAAGCGUCACAUGCACAGGCUGAUGAAGCUACCUUUGAUCGGGCAGAUGUCAGUCAAGAUAUCUGCUACAAAGACUUGGUCGCCAAGGGCAAGUGCAUCCUCUGGGCACUGGGAGCAAUGGAGCGGCAUACUGGUACGUGGGCAACCUACCAGCUUGGUUUUGACACGCCUGAGUCCUUCACUCUCUGUGAAGCGUGCGCCUGGCCGGCCCUGGGGCGAUUCGCAGAGUCGAUUGGGCCCGAUUGCGCAGAA